Molecule: messenger RNA, 1650 nt
Organism: Saccharomyces cerevisiae S288C
Lineage: Eukaryota; Fungi; Ascomycota; Saccharomycetes; Saccharomycetales; Saccharomycetaceae
Gene: PPQ1
Product: protein-serine/threonine phosphatase
Exons: 1
Coding region: 1-1650 (549 amino acids)
Molecular function (GO): protein serine/threonine phosphatase activity; hydrolase activity
Source: RefSeq, marked reviewed
AUGAGAAGAAGCCCGUCCAGAUCAAAUAAUAACUUUGCAGUACCGAAUUGCUCAACUAAUUCAAACUCUAGUCAGCAACAAUUAACUACACCUUCAGAUGAUCUCAACAGUAACGAACCUAAUGACCCAGAUGAUAGUAGGUCUCUACCUACUAUCAAGAAAUUCAAUAAUAAACAUUCUAUAAACAAUUACAACACUUUAGCAUCGGCCGGGAAAAACAACAACAAUAAACGAGCUAGCAAUGAUAAUUUGCUCAUUCCUGGUGAGAAUGCCCAUAAACAGAAAAUAUACACUAAGGAUGAAAACUUGAAGAGCUUGUACCUAGAUAUCGAUGUUUCUGUCGCUAAAGCCCUAUCCUCAUCAGCAACUGCUCCGAAGCUGAUCAAUACCGCAAGAACUUCCUCUACUACCACUGCCACUACCUCAAAUAAUAUCCUGACAUCACCCUCUUAUCGUGAAUCAAAUUAUUCUUCUCCAUCCUCAUAUUCUUUUUCCUCCUACUACUCAUCCGCUACGUCUGCUUCCUCAUCAACCUCAUCAUUUUUAAAAUCUUCAGGGUUAUCGUCCAGAGUUAAGUCUCCUUCAUCUUCGGUUAAGGCAGGUUCUUUUGGUGCGCCUUCGUCCCCAACAUCUGGGAUACCUAAUCCUAAAAGUAGCAAGAAGCCUAUAUUUUUGAGACGGUAUUCUCAUGAUACCUCUUCAAAUGAAGGUCUUGAUAUCGAUGUUGCGAUCGAAAAAUUACUACAAGUGGGUGAGUCAAGAGAAAUUACAAAAACGUCCAAAAAAAAGAACUUUCCAUUCCAUUCUUGGGAAAUUCAACUCAUUUGCUAUCAUGCAAGAGAAAUUUUUUUGAAUCAACCUACUCUUUUGAGAUUACAAGCGCCUAUCAAAGUUGUCGGUGAUGUUCAUGGACAAUUUAAUGAUUUAUUGAGAAUUUUGAAGUUGUCUGGUGUGCCAUCUGAUACUAAUUAUCUGUUCUUGGGUGAUUAUGUGGACCGUGGUAAGAACUCAUUGGAAACAAUACUAUUGUUAUUAUGUUACAAAAUAAAGUACAAAGACAACUUUUUUAUGUUAAGGGGUAAUCACGAAUCUGCUAAUGUCACAAAGAUGUACGGUUUCUAUGAUGAAUGCAAAAGGCGAUUGAGCUCGAAAGUAUGGAAAAUGUUCGUUGACGUAUUUAAUACUUUGCCAUUAGCAGCAAUUAUUCAAGAUAAGAUCUUUUGCGUUCAUGGAGGUAUAUCGCCCGAUUUACAUGACAUGAAGCAAAUCGAAAAAGUCGCAAGACCAACGGAUAUUCCUGAAAGCGGGCUGGUUACAGACUUACUGUGGAGUGACCCAGACCCUCAAGUAACUGAUUGGUCAGAAAAUGAUCGUGGUGUUUCAUACACAUUUUCUAAGAGGAACGUUCUUGAUUUUUGUGCUAAGUUUAAAUUCGAUUUAAUACUUAGGGGACAUAUGGUCGUAGAAGAUGGUUAUGAAUUCUUUGCCAGGAAAAAGUUUGUCACAAUCUUUUCAGCACCAAAUUAUUGUGGAGAAUUUCAUAAUUGGGGGGCAGUAAUGAGCGUUACAACGGGUAUGAUGUGUAGCUUUGAACUGUUAAAGCCGCGUGCAUUGAAAAAUAAAAAGAAGUUAUACAAAACCAAAGUGUAG